AUGUCGUCUUUCAACGCCCUACGCUUUCAUGGCCGUUCAGAUAUUCGUCUCGAACAGAUUCCCUCUCCCCCGUGUGGCCCAGACGAGAUUCGUAUCCGCCCCGGCUUCUGUGGAAUAUGUGGCACUGAUCUGAAAGAAUUCACCUCUGGCCCCAUCAUGUGUCCGCAACCUGGCUCAUCACACCAACAGACUGGUGCUCAACUGCCCGUCAUCCUCGGGCAUGAAUUCUCGGGCACAGUGGUGGAACUCGGCUCCAGCGUCUCCAACGUCAAGGUGGGCGAUCGCGUUGCUGUGAUGCCUAACCUGGGAGAUGCACAGUUCGGGCUAGCCAAGUGUGCGAUGUGCGAAAUUGGCAAGAUCAAUCUGUGCACCAAGACUGCCUACUACGGCCUCGAUGCUUUGAGUGGCGGUUUCUCCGAAGAAGCAGUCGUCAAGGCCGCCAAUGUAUUCACACUACCUGAUUCAGUGCCUCUGGAUGUCGGUGCACUGGUUGAGCCUUUAUCCGUGGCAUGGCACAUGAUCCGUGUCUCGGGAUUCCAGGCAGGGCAAGACGCCUUGGUCCAAGGUGCCGGUCCCAUCGGACUGGGUCUCCUGCUCGUCCUCAAGGUCGUCGGUGCCCGACACGUGGUGGUCAGCGAAGUGCUCGAGAAGCGCAGACUCCGCGCUCAAGAAUUCGGCUCAGAUGCCGUCGUCGAUCCCACGUCUUCAGGUUCUGGCGACAAGAACCCCGUGGUUGCAGCCUGUCGUGAGCUGACACCGGGAAAUCUGGGCGUGCACGUCGCGUUCGACGCCUCGGGCCUGCAAUCGACCCUGGACACGGCCAUCGCGGCGACCCGGCCCGGCGGGACGAUGUUCAACGUGGCGAUCCACAGCAAACCGCUCCAGAUCAACCCGAACGACCUCGUGAUCCUCGAGAAGAAAUACAUGGGCGGCAUCGGCUACACGGGCGACGAUUUCCGAUCCGUGAUCUCGGCGCUGGACAAGAACACGGACUUUGCGGGCAAGGCUGCGAAGAUGAUCUCGGGGAUCGUGCCGCUGGAGGACGCGGUCGACAAGGCGUUCAAAGCGCUCUUGGAGAAGAAGGAGGACCAUGUCAAGAUUCUGGUCCGGGGAAGUCAGAGCGAGAGCUAA
Molecule: messenger RNA, 1131 nt
Organism: Fonsecaea erecta
Lineage: Eukaryota; Fungi; Ascomycota; Eurotiomycetes; Chaetothyriales; Herpotrichiellaceae
Exons: 1
Coding region: 1-1131 (376 amino acids)
Biological process (GO): butanediol biosynthetic process
Cellular component (GO): cytoplasm
Molecular function (GO): (R,R)-butanediol dehydrogenase activity; zinc ion binding
Source: RefSeq, a predicted model, not a curated record